UUUAUGUGCUCUCAUUCCUCCACUGCAGUGUCUGGACUCCGUGCUAUUCCUCAGCAGCAGAGAAAGGAAAGAAAACCAGCACAACUCCAAAGUAAACUUUGAAGAGUUCGAAAAAGGAAUUGAAUCGUAAAACUGUUACUGUGCCCUGUAAGGCCCUCGUGUGGGUGACUUCAAAGGAGGAUGGUGGUCAAGGACCCUUUGGCAAGAGUGCUUACAGCUGUGGGCUAUCUAGGAUCCGAGUAAAUAGCUCCACAGCACUUCAGGAGAGAGGAGUCCCGAACACUGCUGCUUUGAAGAGUUUACUACAGAUCACAGCUCUCAUCCAACAGGACACAUGGCUCUUUUGAAGAAAAUUAACCGGAUCUUACUGUUACUUCUUGUCUUAACCGUGUGCGCUAUUCUGUAUAACAAAGUUCACCAAGUGCCCUUGGCAUUAAGAAAUGAAACAGUGGAUUUGGAGAGCCCUGAGGAAAUGGAAGAAGAAAUCCCAGUGGUGAUCUGUGCUGCUGCAGGCAGGAUGGGUGCAGCUGUAGCAGCGAUCAGCAGCAUCUACAGCAACACAGAGGCCAAUGUUUUGUUCUACAUCGUUGGGCUGAAGACAACCAUCCCACAUAUUCGAAAAUGGAUUGAAAAUUCUAAACUGAAAGAAAUAAAAUUUAAGAUUGUGGAAUUCAAUCCUAUGGUACUUAAAGGAAAAAUCAGACAAGAUGCAUCACGUCCUGAGCUACUGCAGCCUCUGAACUUCGUUCGAUUUUAUCUUCCUUUGCUUAUCCAGAAACAUGAGAAAGUAAUAUAUUUGGAUGAUGAUGUCAUUGUUCAAGGUGACAUCCAAGAACUCUACGAUACUAAGUUAGCUCCUGGACAUGCAGCAGCUUUUUCAAAUGAUUGUGAUCUGCCUUCUACCCAUGAAAUGGUUAGAAGUGUAGGGAUGCAGAACACAUACAUGGGAUUCCUGGACUACAGAAAGCAAGCCAUUAGAGAUCUUGGCAUCAGCCCCAGCACCUGCUCCUUUAAUCCUGGAGUAAUUGUUGCUAACAUGACUGAAUGGAAACAUCAGCGGAUUACAAAGCAGUUGGAAAAGUGGAUGCAAAGAAAUGUAGAGGAAAACCUCUAUAGCAGCACUCUUGGGGGAGGUGUGGCAACCUCUCCAAUGCUAAUUGUAUUUCAUGGAAAAUACUCCUCUAUUAAUCCUAUGUGGCACAUAAGGCAUCUUGGUUGGAGUCCUGAUGCCCGUUACUCAGAGCAAUUUCUUCAAGAAGCUAAAUUACUUCACUGGAAUGGGAGAUACAAACCUUGGGAUUACCCCAGUGUCCACACUGAUCUCUGGGAAAACUGGUUUAUUCCUGACCCUUCAGGGAAGUUCAAAUUAACUCGUCCUGAUAGCUGAUACUGAAAUACUGCAAAAUGUAGUGUAUGGGAUGCAUUUAAUAGUUUGAGAUGCAACAUGUAUGAUUAAUGGAUUUUAGAAAUGAAAUAUCUGUUAAAAACAGGAAUAAAUAACCAUCAGUUCUGUGUGCUCAUGGCAGGAGAGAGACUGAGUACACAGUUCAGAUUAUCCUGAGGAAACAAGUUUACUUAAUAAUGAAGUAUUUUAAUUAAACACAGAGGUGAAAUUCAGCACUA
Messenger RNA from Oenanthe melanoleuca, 1623 nucleotides. RefSeq names its product glycosyltransferase 8 domain containing 2 (gene GLT8D2). Gene Ontology annotation, molecular function: glycosyltransferase activity. Gene Ontology annotation, cellular component: Golgi apparatus. The record is from RefSeq and is a predicted model, not a curated record. Bases 335 to 1387 code for a protein of 350 amino acids. The transcript is spliced from 10 exons. Lineage: Eukaryota; Metazoa; Chordata; Aves; Passeriformes; Muscicapidae.